Molecule: messenger RNA, 3887 nt
Organism: Anguilla rostrata (American eel)
Lineage: Eukaryota; Metazoa; Chordata; Actinopteri; Anguilliformes; Anguillidae
Gene: baiap2l1b
Product: BAR/IMD domain containing adaptor protein 2 like 1b
Exons: 14
Coding region: 389-1861 (490 amino acids)
Biological process (GO): actin crosslink formation; positive regulation of actin filament polymerization; actin filament bundle assembly
Cellular component (GO): nucleoplasm; cytosol
Molecular function (GO): protein binding
Source: RefSeq, a predicted model, not a curated record
UGAGCCUGCAACGGGGCAGGCGUGACGUCGGUGGUGGAGCCUACCUUUGCCUGCCUCCGCACUGCCGCACACGUUUGACAGCUCAGCUCUCGAUCCGCAUUGCCCGUAGGCGUACGACUGCGCGCUUGCCCCAGUCUUGCUGCUGGUCGCCUCGUGAAAUAAUACAUACUUUAUUGGGUAGAGGUAAAUAUCCUAAACGAGGCAAACUCAACCCCACUUGCAGGGUAGGCUAUUAUGUAGGGAUUUACACCGUUUAAGACUUGGAUGUUCCCACACAACUCGUCUGGUGGUGGCUGUUUUUAUUUAUUUCGGUUGGGAGAGAAACCCAUCGGAUUGUUCCUCAUUUGAAAUAGGAUAAAGGGAUAUAAACCUUUAAAGGGAUAUAAACAUGUCCAGGGAUCCAGAAGAAGUCAGCAAGCUCACCGAAAGUACAUACAAGAAUGUUAUGGAACAGUUCAACCCCGGGCUACGGAACCUGGUCACCCUGGGAAAAAACUAUGAGAAGGCAGUGGGUGCCAUGAACCUUGCCGGAAAAACGUACUUUGAGGCCGUGUCAAAAAUAGGGGAGAAUGCCGCAGUGUCACCAGUCUCCAGGGAACUGGGUGUUGUGCUAAUGGAGAUCUCUGAAGCGCACAAGAAGAUCCACUUAGAGUUAGAGGAGAAUUUCAAAAUAUUUCACAAAGAGAUCAUCACAGAGCUGGAGAAGAAGACAGACAUGGAUGUGAAAUAUAUGAAUGCCACCUUUAAGAGGUACCAGUCGGAGCACAAAAUGAAGCAAGACUCGGUGGAGAAGUCCCAAUAUGACCUGAAGAAACUGCGCAAGAAGAGCCAAGGAAAAAACAACAGCAAGUAUCAAAGCAGAGAGAAUGAGUAUCUAGAGACGCUGUCAUCCCGGCAGAUGGACAUGCAGAUGUUCGUAGCGGACGGCUGUAAGGAAGCCCUGGUGGAGGAGAAGAGGCGGUUCUGUUUCCUGGUGGAUAAACAUUGCGCAUACGCCUAUCACGUUGCCACCUUCCACGAAAAGGCGAAGGAGCUGCUGGCGUCGAAGGUGCCCUGCUGGCAGGAUAAGUGCUGUGAUGCCACAGACGUGCCAGAGACUGUGGUGUCCAUGAUCGAGGGGCUGAAGUCAGUCACACCCCAGCCGUCCCCCUCCUUUCCUCACGAAGGGAACCAUGUCAGGGCAAACUCAGACUCCGUGAUCCCACCCCCAGCCCCGCCUCUGAAGGCCCACUCCAGCCCCCUCACCAGCAUGUUCACCCCGGACCCUCCCACGGCACCCAUCGUAGCCGACCACUCCUCAGAUUACAGCGAGGCGUCCAGCCUUUCCAGGUCUGUGUCCGUCUCCUCGGGCCUGAACACGGUGAAGAGGCCCAAGGUUCAAACCAUCUUCCCCCACACGGCCGAGAACAAUGACACGCUGCUCAGCUUCGAGGAGGGCGACGUCGUCACGCUGCUCAUCCCAGACGAGCGGGACGGCUGGCUGUACGGCGAGCUCGACAGGACCGGCCUGAGGGGCUGGUUUCCAUCUUCUUACUGCCGUUUAUACUCAGAGUCACUGACAAGCAGCAGCCCGGAUACGUCCGCACACAGCUCGAGCAUGCUGAACCUCACGCAGCCGGGCGGUGAGGAGUAUGAUGAUGAUGAAGAUGACGUGCCCGUGAUUCUGCCCCCAGCGGACUACGUGGACUCGCCCAGCAACAGCGAUGUCAGUCUGCCUCUCACGCCCACAUCUGAGAGCCCCGUGAGUGUGUCUCAAGCCAAUGGCCUCCCUACGCUGCCCUUCCUGGGGGGGGGGAACCCCUUUCUCGCGGUCAAACUCCGGCCCACGGUCACCAACGACAGAUCGGCCCCCGCGGUAUAGCGCUCAGGCCAGCGUGGAAGUUUCUCCAUGGCAACCUCCGAGAGGGGUGGAGCCAGAACCAACGACCAACGAACCUCCACCUCACAGCCUCCUUAACAUCUUAAACACCGCCCCACCCUCACCCCACCUCCCACCCCAGGACCCAGACUCUUAUUGUAAGCAUGCCUGUGCACCCUGCCCUAUGUAGCCUGCUCAGCAGUGAGACAGGAAGGACCAAAGUGGACCGGGUGGGACAGUAAUCCUCUAUUCCCAGAUGCCAUGUUUCAUUUGAACAACCAAAAGCUGAACAAAAACAAACUCUCAGCUGCACAGGCUUAGGGCCACACCGUUUAUUUAUGUCAAACUAAUCCUCAGAUAUACAUUUUCCAAUAUUAUUUCGUUUAAUAUGCAAAUGAAUGUUUUGUCAUGCUCUACGUGGACAAGCCCAAGCAAAUAAUUGCUUCUGUUCCACACAAGUUUUAGAAAUGUCUAUACAUGGUGAGAUUUUGCCUCUGCUUGUUAAAAAUGAUACGUUAUAAAUGGAGUGUUCCAUAGGACUAUAGGUAAAUGUGUUCUACACAGGAUACAAAUGAGGUUCAUCACACACCAUUGCUGCGGUUCACAGCGAGUCCAAAGUAAACAGCAGAUCAGGGUAAGGUGCAUGUGUUGUUAUACAUUGAUGGUUUUUUGCGAAGCAAACCCUUCCUAUGUUGGGUAUACAUGGUCAAUCUGUCAGAUUUGUUUCUUCAUACAGAUGUAAAAAUUAUCUUUUGAAGGGAAAAAACUUCUGAAGGCUUUAGGAUUCAGCUCCUGCGCACCCUGAUGGCAAUAUGUGGGCUAUUAUAAAAAUAAUUGUCACUUUCAGAUAUUGCAAUAUAUUUUUAAAAAACACAUUGCUAUGAAAUAUAUUUUUAUUUUCCAUAAAUUCCACAUAUUUACGAUAUAUUCCAGAAUGCUCAAGUUCAGGGCAGAUAUCAGUGCUUACUGUAUUUCUGUCCCAUGGGCAGGCAGGGGGGGUGGGGAGGAGGGGGGGCAUGUAAGAUACUCAAGAAUACUCAACUUAUUGUAGAUGCAUGUCAGCUUGAUAACAGGAAGUAGAAAUAUAUGCCUUAAACAUAUUUAUAUUGUAUGCUGAUAUCGGUAAAGAAAAUCCCAUUUCCAAGCUUGAGGAUGUACCUAAAAUCCAGGAUCUCCCAGGUCAACUCACUUCCUCCCCUUAUAAUCAUAUUUACUCCUUUACAGGAAGAGGAUGUUGGUUGUUUUAUUCUCUGCCUCUCAUUCACUCUAAAGGCCAGAUUUACUAAAGGAUUUCACACAUGCAAACCACCAUGUUGACCAAUGAAAUCAGUAGAUGUGUUGGCUUUUCUGGAGGUACCAAAUGCUGCAGCCUUGAAUAAUUCAGACCACUGGUUUGGGAAGGCUGCUGAAGAAGAAAGGAAUCAGAAGGCUAAUUUAUAAAAGCGCUUCACUUGGCUUAAUUUUCUAAUGCACUUGGAGGGAGGAAAUCACUAGAAAUUCCAAAACAUCAGCAUUUCCGCAGUAAAAUAAAACUCUUUGUUUCUUAUAUUAGCAUUGAAAAAGUGUCUUGUUUUAUUGUGUUUAUGGUCUGAGGUCAGGCAGGUUGUGUGAGAUGGUUUGCAGUCAGCUGUUCCCAGAUCAGAGCUUGCUGAGUGUUUGCGUGGAGCAGCGUUUACGUCAGCUGGUCUUUGUUCUCAUCUUAAAAAUGAGUGACCAACUGAGGAGAGUCAGCUGUGUAAUCAAGUGCUUUGAUUGGCUAGAUUCUGAGUAGUGAUGAAAACCUGCUGGAGGUCUGCUAGGGCGCGAGUGAACACCACUGGUGUGAGGACAUGGCUCAACCUGGCCCUCUCCUGUUCCUCUUCCUGUCAUGGUAAAAUCUGAUCAUUCUAGAACUCUUGUUGGAAAAAAAGAACCUCUUGUGUAAAAGUACUGAUGUUAUUAUUCAUUAGGUUGAAGGAUAUCCUGUACUGAAUGUUUUUGUUUGUUUUUUUAAUUGAGCCUGUAAUAAAACCAUCCAGUUUUAAUCUCA